AUUGUUAUUGUCUCAACAACAACAACAACAACAGCAGCAAAAUCUCCAUCAACAUCAUCGUCGUCAUCAUCAUCAUCGAUCAAUUCAUUUGCCAUGCCUAUUCCUGUGCAACAAUCUAAUGAUCAAUCCUCUUCACAAUCAUCUAACACUAUUGGUGGCCAGAAUGUCGAUCCAAAUAGCAAAGAAUAUCGUCGCCAUCAAUUGAUGUUGAGCCGUCUUCGAUCAAUGGGUAGCACAUUAUUGAUCACUGGACCGAUCACCCAUUCCAACGCUGGUCAUUAUAUUGCCAUUGUGGCCAAUACAGUCGGCUAUGAUCGAUGUAUCACUACAGUCAAUGUUCGUUCACCGCUCACGGUGCGGAUAGAUUCUGUGCCAAUUCAGGGCGUUUCAUCGAAGAAAUCAACCAUGAUGCCAACUCCUCAUUUGCGCCAGCAGCAACAGCAGUUCUACCAGGAAUCAAAACAACCAAGAAUAAUUCGUGGAGUUCGUGGUGAAACUAUUCGAAUACGAUGUACAGUGCAUGGAUUUCCAUUGUCUGAUGUUUAUUGGCUUCACAAUACGCAAGUAAUUCUAGUUAAUUCCGGCCAAAGCGGAAGAGACGGAAAUGAACAACAACAAGAACAAAAGCUACAACCAGCAGUAAAUUAUCAUUAUCAUCAUGGUGUCGUUAACUUGGAUUCAUUAUCAUCAUCACCAUCUGGUUACUAUCCAGGAUCAGGAUCAGGGAAUCUUCGAAGCCGAAUCAAAAUGAAUACUGCCAACUAUUUACAAGUAUAUGUUACUGACAUGAAUGUAGAUCAGGCGAACAGCAAUAAUCGUCGCGAUAUAUCCGCCAUACAGCAUUUAGAUCUAGCCCUAGAUGAUCGUAGCAAAUCUGGAAUGUAUCAAUGUUUUGCACGUAAUCGUUUCGAAACGACACAAGCUACUAUACAAGUUCAAUUUGUGGAUCAACCGCCAUCUAUUGUGGAACACUUUAAUGAGCUAACAAUUCAACCGGGAGAAAGUUUUACUCUACGUUGUGUAUCGCGUGGUGCACCAUUAGCGCAAAUAGAAUGGUCAUUGGAUCGAAUGCCUAUGCCAACAUCAACUCGAUUUCGUUUAGGUGAUUUCGUCAUCAAAGAUAAUCACAACCAUCAUGGAUCAUCGACAUUUGAUUCUUUAUUAGUCAGUCAUUUCAAUGUUACAGGCAGCCGUGUCGAAGAUGGUGGAGUUUAUCGAUGUACAGCAAAAAAUUUAGCUGGUUCAACUUAUUAUGAAGCACGAGUAAACGUUAUUGGCAAAGGAGCAGUCAAAGUUCAUACACCGAACUUGACUGUCCUCUCUGGAGCUGAUAUAAAUCUGAAUUGUCCGUUCUAUGGUUAUCCAAUUAAGACUAUAAGUUGGUUUGGAAAAGAUGGAUCACAACGAAAAUUGCCAACCAAUGGGCGUCAACACAUAUCACCUAAUGGAACAUUACAUAUCAGUAAAAUAAACAAGAAGGAAGAUGAAGGAACAUAUGAAUGUGAGGUGGCAUUUGCUAGCAACAAAGAGUCUACUUCACGAACCAAACUUCAUUUAAAUGUCAUCACUGGUCCUCGAAUUGAUAAUUUCACGUUUGCACCAAACCUUGAAGAAGGAAUGCGUAGUGUUGUAGUAUGUGCUGUGAUAUCCGGUGAUUCACCAAUACACAUUCAUUGGCUUAAGGAUGGCCAACCAUUAACUAGUAGUGGUGAUCGCAAAAUCGAAAUGGUGAAUGAAUUCACAUCCAGUAUUACAUUCACUGCACUGAAACGUCGUCACGUUGGUAGAUAUACGUGUAUAGCAUCCAAUAUGGCUGCCAGUGACCGUCAUUAUGCUGAUCUUCGUGUUAAUGUGGCACCAAUAUGGCUUUUCGAGCCCGAAGAUAUCAUAGCUAUUUCAGGACAAAUGUUAGUGAUUAACUGUCAAGCUGAAGGUAUUCCAGAACCACAAGUUCGAUGGAAAGUAGAAGGAAAUGAUUUUCUGGACAAUAAUAAUAAUGCAAAAAAGCUGCAGCCUAAAUCAAUACCUGAAAUUUCAAGUUCAAACUCAAAUUCGAAUUCUUUUCAUGCUGUGAUCAGUAAUCCUCAUAUGCAAAUUUUAGAGAAUGGAUCGUUGAUCAUCAAAGAAGUGAAUCGUGAUGAUCAUAGACGAUACAUGUGUAGCGCUUUUAAUGGUGUCGGUAGCGGUAUAAGUACCAUUAUAAGACUCUCUGUCCAUUUUCCGCCACAAUUUCUCCAUGGUUAUUAUGAAAGUAAACAAAUAAAAUUCGGGGAAAUGGUUGUGUUGACUUGUUUGGUCAAACUUGAAUACAUCGAUAAUGUUCAAGCAUCUAAAUUUUCGAAUCUUUCAAAUACUAACAUUGACGAGCUUGUGAAUAUUCGUUGGUUUAAAGAUACUAGUUCUACUCCGGUGAUAGCUUCAUCAAAAUCGAAACUUUUGAUGACCGAUCCCUCUUAUGAUCGAUAUCAUACGACUCAAACAUUCGAAGUGAAUCAAGAUGGGUUAACCGGAUCAACACUUAACUUUACUGAUAUAUUUUUAAUAAAUCAAUCCAACAAAAAACAGUCAUAUCCUACUACUAGAUAUUAUGCAACAAAGUUGACCAUACGUCAUGUUGAACGUAGUGACACAGGAGUUUACCUUUGCACAGCACAGAAUCGUUAUGGUUCCAUACGAAAAAAUUUUACUGUGACCGUUUUGGAACAACCUGAUAGACCUGAAGAGAUUCGUGCUGAUGAAAUUGCUAGUCAAUCGAUUAAACUUACUUGGCCAAUGCCAUUCGAUGGGAAUUCUCCCAUUAAUGAAUAUGUGAUUUCUUAUCGAACCAUCUCUGGGUCCAUAUCAAACACAGUUACUUUGGCUCCAUAUGCUGCAUAUUUGGCAACAUCCAUGACUACGGCGACCAUAGAUUCUCACAAGAAGUUCAUUUCAUUUCAAUUAGGUGAUCUAACUCCAGCAACCACAUACGUAAUACAGGUCAAAGCUAAAAAUUCUGUUGGUUCCAGUUCAUUUAGUGAUAGUAUUACUGUCAAAACUACCGAAGAACCUCCAAACGAUGUCCCUACCGACAUAACAAUAUUACCGCUAAAUACUCGUAGCUUAAAAAUUUCAUGGAGACCAUCACGAAAACCCCAGACCCCUGCGAGCAAUCAUAAAUCUCAAAGCAACGUCUAUAUUCCGCCAAUUACAGGCUACUACAUUGGAUAUCGACCACAUCUUGAUACUAUAGAUAAUGAUCACCAAAAUCAAUUGAAUGAAUUUGUAUUUAAAACAAUCAAAUCUGGCAUUGAUCUUUCAUCGAGUGAAACUCAUGAAAGUUUUAUUCUCAACAAUCUAAAACGAGCUACACGUUACGAUAUAAAAAUUCAAGCUUUCAAUUUGGCUGGCGCAGGUCCUUCGAGCUCAGAGUAUCAAGGAAAAACUCUGGAUUAUGAUGUACCAUCAGCUCCUAGAAUUCGUGCAUUAAAAUCGAAUUUGAGUUCAAUUGAAUUGAUGUGGUCUGUUCAAGGAGAAGAACCUAUUUCCGGAUUUGUCAUAUCAUAUAAAUCGGCAACACAAAAUGAGUUGAAAUCAAGCGUGGCUAAUGUCGCUGAAAAAGUCAGCACUUCAGUUGAUGAUCACAUGAACGAUUGGAAAACGAUCAAAAUCGAAUUGGAACCUUUGAGUGAUGCUAAUUCAAUUGAUACUGUGUUCACUCAUCCUGAGCCGGCUCCAGUCAUUUCAACUUUUCAUCGAAGGACAUAUGUCCUAGGUUUACUUCGUUGUGGCACCAAAUAUUUCAUCUAUGUAAACGCCUAUAAUGGCGCUGGCCAAGGUGAUCCCAGUGAAGUAAUCCUUGCACGAACUGAAGGGAAUGUUCCCGUACCACCAGAAUCUGUACAAGAUUUUGUUCAACCAAAUAUUUCGAAUGCUAGAAUCAAUUUGAAUCAAUGGAAACGACUAGGUUGUCCAAUCGAAAAAUUUGAAUUGGAUUUUAGAGUAUUCGGAGAUGUAGCCACAAAUCGAAAACUGACUAUAACUCCAUCAACUUCAGUUGGUGAACAAUCAACUAUGAUAGAAGUCGAAUCAAAUAUUCAUAGCAACAUAACUGCCGAACUAAUCAUAGAGCUUACAAAUUUGUUUUCCGGAUCAUGGUAUGAAUUAUUGAUACAAGCAGUUACUGAAGCUGGAACUGUACAUCGAGAAUACAUUUUUUCAACUCGUAAAUCUGAUGGUUCAACGAUUGCUCCAUUAACGCUGAAAGCGAUUGAAGAAUUUCAUGGUCGAACCAAUGGCCAACAACAAGGGCGACAAGGUUCCUCAUCAACACGUUCACAAAUCUAUAACCAUUCAUUUCGAUCAUCAAUGUUUACUCAACUUCAUUACAUCGUUCCGGUAUCUUGUACCCUGGUCAUAUUGUUCUUAGUGUUUGUUGUCGUUUGUGCUAUCCAGACGAAUCGGCAAAAUUUCUUAAUGUUCUCACUGGUUGCUAAUACUCGACAGCGACAUCAUAAAGUGGCUUCUGGUUCGAAACUAUCUGGUCAAUAUUCAAUCGGCGAAGAAGGCGUUGGCCAACUUGGAAGUUGUAUGGAUUCAAAUGAUGGUAGUACUGUUGGAGGCACAGGGGGAGCAGGAGAACACAUUUAUGGUUCAAAUCCUGGUAGUAUGGCCAAUGGCAAUGGAUCCAAGAUGCCAUGCUCUGCAUCGAUUGAUGAAUUGUUGGAUGGAUCUGGCAAAUCAUCAUCUCAAUAUAAUUUACGUAACGAUUCAUGUCAUUCAUUGGGUUUCAGUGGUCCAGGGGCAGCCAUUUGUGAUCAUCAAGUUGCUGAUAUCAAACAACAACAGUCUCAAUAUCCUUUGUAUUCUCUUCCAGUGGCGUAUGCCACUUCUUCGGUUCAAUUUCAAAAUUCGACUAAUUGUAAUGGAGGUAGUGUAUCAGGUGGAUCCAAUACGACUACAGCGACUGCUACAACAACCACUGGAAGUGCAGUACGUUUGAUCGGUGGUAGAAAAUCUCAAGAUGAUCCUCUCUACGGUACAUUGAGCCAUCACCAACAAGAGCAUGCAAAUUUUUCAGCUCAAAAAAAUCAGUUCACUGAAAUGUAUUGCGAUGGACCGCAGCAACCACCACCGCCACCUCCUCCACCACUUUCGUCGUCUAUUUCAGCCUCCAAAUUUCCUUUUACAUUGACAGAAUCUGUCGUCAAUGUUGAACAACAUCGCCAUCACCAUCAUCAGCCUUCGUGGUCCAAUACUUCCGCUGCUACUGAUUGUAUCAAUCAAUCGAUUCAAACAGCAUCUAAUUUAUCACAAGCUACGACAAAAUCGGCUCAUCCUUAUGAACUGCCAUUUGUAUUCAAAUCAACGCCAUCAAAUGCUUCAAUGGGUAAUCACAACAAUGAAUCCACAGCUUUUUGAAUAAAUAUCGCUAUAAUCAAAUUAAUUGUUUCUCCAUAAUCCUUGUGAUAUUUACAAAAAAAAAAAAUUUAAUGUAAAAUAAAUUGUUCUUAAUUUAUGAA
Molecule: messenger RNA, 5498 nt
Organism: Dermatophagoides farinae (American house dust mite)
Lineage: Eukaryota; Metazoa; Arthropoda; Arachnida; Sarcoptiformes; Pyroglyphidae
Source: RefSeq, a predicted model, not a curated record